UGACUUACUGCCCCGGCAGGCCGCCGUCAAACCUCCCCAUCUCUCCCCCCCGACCUCAGCGCUUUCGCCUUCUCCCCUUCCCCGUCCGCUCGCAGAGACACGUCUUAUCGCCCUCGGGUUUCCACGCCGUGUUUAUCGUUUACUCGCCCUAUCGCACAUUGCCCAUUUGACCAUCCCGACUAUGGCUUCCAGAGCGGCAGCAGGCGCCCGACCGGGAGAGUCCGCCGUUGGAAAGAGUUCGCUAGUACUAAGAUUCGUCAAGGAUCAAUUUGAUGACUACCGAGAGUCGACGAUCGGCGCUGCCUUCCUAACUCAGACCAUCUCCCUGGACGAAAGCACGACGGUCAAGUUUGAAAUAUGGGAUACCGCCGGUCAGGAGAGAUACAAGUCGCUGGCUCCGAUGUACUACCGGAAUGCGAACUGCGCAGUUGUUGUUUACGACAUCACACAAGCUUCGUCAUUGGAUAAAGCCAAGUCGUGGGUGAAGGAACUACAGCGCCAAGCGAACGAGAAUAUUGUCAUUGCCCUGGCCGGUAACAAGCUCGAUUUGGUCACCGAAAACCCCGACAAGCGUGCCAUCCCAGCUGCGGAUGCCGAAGCUUACGCUCGUGAAGCCGGAUUGCUCUUCUUUGAAACUUCCGCCAAAACGUCGUCGAAUGUGCGGGAUCUCUUUACAGCCAUCGCGAAGAAACUGCCCCUUGAUCAGGCCGGACCCCGGAACUUGCGGACAACUCCCCGUGCCGGUGUGGAUUUGCGGCCCGAGGCACCCGGCACCCAGGGCGCUGGCUCUUGCAACUGCUAGAUUGUCUAAUUCCCAGCCGAUUCUUGCGACAACUUGUAUCUUCUCUUGCCGUCCUCAUCUAUGCUUUCGUUCCACUUUGUCUCGAUGCAGAAGGUGCAUGUCUUCAGGCCUAGCCCCAGAUCGGUCUGCCAGACAACGUUUGUGCCGCCAUGAAUAACUUUCAACCAGACUGCCACGUGUUUUAAUGGUGUUGUGAUGAUCGUGAAUUAGGCCUU
Molecule: messenger RNA, 1017 nt
Organism: Aspergillus steynii IBT 23096
Lineage: Eukaryota; Fungi; Ascomycota; Eurotiomycetes; Eurotiales; Aspergillaceae
Product: Rab family GTPase
Exons: 5
Coding region: 182-802 (206 amino acids)
Molecular function (GO): GTP binding; GTPase activity
Source: RefSeq, a predicted model, not a curated record